Molecule: messenger RNA, 1546 nt
Organism: Cyprinodon variegatus (sheepshead minnow)
Lineage: Eukaryota; Metazoa; Chordata; Actinopteri; Cyprinodontiformes; Cyprinodontidae
Product: wiskott-Aldrich syndrome protein family member 3-like
Exons: 9
Coding region: 149-1546 (465 amino acids)
Biological process (GO): actin cytoskeleton organization; positive regulation of Arp2/3 complex-mediated actin nucleation
Cellular component (GO): cytoskeleton; SCAR complex
Molecular function (GO): Arp2/3 complex binding; actin binding; protein kinase A regulatory subunit binding
Source: RefSeq, a predicted model, not a curated record
UCGACAGCUGUAUUCCCAUUUGCUGAUGGGAAACAGGAAACACAUCCUAUGAGCCAGCAGAACAACCUGGACCAUCUAAAACAUUUCUCCAUGAUAGAGGCAACUGUUAAUCGUUCACCGGCAUUGGUUGGGAUGUAAAGAAGAAAAUAUGCCCCUGGUCAAGAGAAACAUUGAGCCUCAGCACUUGUGCCAUGGUGCAGUGCCUGAUGGGAUUGGUAACGAGCUGGAAUGUGUGACCAACAACACGUUAUCUGCCAUCAUCCGACAGCUAAGUUGUCUGAGUAAGCAUGCAGAAAAUGUUUUUGGGGAGCUUUUUAAUGAGGCCAACACCUUUUAUACUCGUGCAAACUCUCUCCAGGAUCGGAUUGACCGCUUGGCGGUCAAAGUUACCCAGCUGGACUCCAAUGUAGAGGAGGUGUCUCUUCGAGACAUAAACUUGAGGAAGGCCUUCCGAGGCUCAUUGGUCCAGGACCAGCAGGUUUUGUCCAAAGGCAGCACUCCCAGUUUUGUUGCAGAAAUAUAUGAUGGCUGUGACAAGCCUCCCCCUCUUGGGUCCCUCACUGGUUACAGAGAGGACUCCAAUGAUGCAAUGAAAUUCUAUUCGGACCCGUCCUAUUUCUUUGAUCUGUGGAAGGAAAAGAUGCUUCAGGACACCGAGGAAAAAAGAAAAGAAAGGCGGAGACAAAGGGAACAGAAGCGAUGUAUGGAGAGCAGCACACUCCAUCGGGAGGUGAAGAAAGUGAGGAAGGCACGAAACCGCAGAACAGAAUGGAAUAUGAUGGCUUUUGAUAAAGAGCUCCGUCCAGAUCACCACCACCCAAAAACUCUUCGACGAGGAGCAUCAUCAGAGGGCUCGCUGUCUCCAGAUGGCAGGCCUGACCUUCUGGACUAUCCAAUCCCUCCAGUACCUGUUCAUGCUGCUUGUAACUAUGCCAAGUCUCAUGAUUACAUCCCAGGAAACGCACAUCCCUCACCACCUGUGGAGCAUGAAUACCACAGUAUCGAUAUCAAUUACAAGGCAGUAACCUAUGCUGCAACAGAGCCCCAUGUUGCAGACAGAAUAAACGGCUUUGGACGUCUGGCUACAGACUGCAACUUCAUUCCCCAGCCUCCUCCCAAAGCCCCCCCCAUCCCCUCAGCCCAGACUGCGUUUGGCUUUCCACCAGCUCCGCUGCAUAAUGGAAAUGUUCACAUCGGACCAGGUUACCCAUUCCCACCCGUACCUCCUCAGGGGCCAUGCACAGCCCCGCCUCCCCCAGGUCCCCCACCUCCACCUUUGCCACCCCCUUCUGUGCCCUCACACCCACAACGCCACAAUGAGAGCUGUAGGGCCGAAACAAAACCAGUUAGAGAUGCCAGAAGUGACCUGCUUUCUGCCAUUCGAAUGGGUAUCCAGCUGAAAAAAGUUCAAGAACAGCAAGAACAGCAAAACAAGGGGGAGCCAGUGGGGAACGACGUGGCCACCAUACUUUCCCGACGAAUUGCAGUUGAAUACAGUGACUCUGAGGAUGACUCUGAGUUUGAGGACAAUGAUUGGUCAGACUGA